Messenger RNA from Knipowitschia caucasica, 918 nucleotides. The record is from the annotation of a GenBank genome assembly. NCBI's taxonomy places the organism in Eukaryota, Metazoa, Chordata, Actinopteri, Gobiiformes, Gobiidae.
AUGGCUCGGAUCUCGUUAGACUGCGCCUCCUCGCUGUCCGGCAUCCCCCUCAGCGUGCUCUCGGUGCCCAUGGAAAACAAGUAUAAAUGCCAGCAGUGUCUCCAGGUGCUGAGGAAGCCGGUGCAGGCCCAGUGCGGCCACCGCUUCUGCGUUCACUGCUUCAAACAGAUCACCAGUUCUGGUCCUAAACCGUGUGAAGCUUGUCGAGAAGAGGAAAUCUAUGAGGAGCCUAUUUCCAUUUUAAACAGUAAUGAGGCCUUCCCAGAUAACGCAGCCGGGAGAGAGAUCGCCAGUUUGCCGGCGCGGUGCCUGAACGACAGCUGCCCUUGGACCGGCUCCAUCAAAGACUAUGAGACUCAACACGAAGGUCGCUGUGACUUUGAGAAGAUCCAGUGCAGCCGUUGCCAGAACUUCCUCCUUCGCUCGGAGCAGGAGCGGCACAACGAGCGCGAGUGUGAAGCCAGACUCCUCAACUGUAAAUACUGCAAACUGACCUUCAACUACAAAGACAUCAAGGCUCAUGAUGAAAUCUGUCUGAAGUUUCCUCUUCAGUGUAAAGAGUGUGGGAAGAAGAAGAUUCCUCGAGAGAAGUUCACUGACCACCUUCGCUCCUGCGCAAAGUCCAAGAGUCUGUGUCCGUUCAGUGAAGUAGGCUGUAAGGCUGUGGUGGACAGCGGGCGGCUGAGCGAGCACGAGAGCAGCAACACCGUGGAGCACCUGCGGCUGCUCCUGCCCAUGGUAGUGUCCAUGGUGCGGGCGCGGCUGGACGCCUCGGGGGCCUCGGGGCUGGGGGAGUGGCAGGAGGACUCUGGGCUGGGCCUCUACAGAGCUCCUGAGGAAGGGCUCUCCAUGGGCAAAGGCCACUCUGUCGACCUGGACAAGAAGGUUUGUGUUCCAGACCCAUCGUGCAAAUACUAA